AUGAUCGACCAGGACGGAUACGUGCACAUUCUGUCGCGUGCCGAUGACACCAUCAACGUGGCUGCCCACCGCAUCUCCACCAGCUCGCUGGAGGAGGUGAUUGUCGAGCACAAUGAGGUCGCCGAGACAUGCGUGGUUGCGCGCCCGCAUUCGAUCAAGGGAAGCGUGCCGGUGGUCAUUGCCGUGCUCAAGCACCACCGCCUAGACCAUACGCUGGACGAGAUCAAGAACGACCUGGUCAGGGAGAUCCGCCAGCGCGUCGGCCCAUUCGCAUCGCUCUACCCGCACAACGUUAUUUUCGUUGAGCGUUUGCCCAAAACCCGCAGUGGCAAGGUCCUGCGCAAGAUGAUCCGGUCGAUGAUCAGCAAGCUCGCUAUGGAUGGCAACUCGCCCGACGUGUGCCCGAUUCCAACGCCGGCCACGAUCAAGGAGGAGGCUGUUUAG
Linderina pennispora is the source of this 444-nucleotide messenger RNA. Its product is annotated as acetyl-CoA synthetase-like protein. Lineage: Eukaryota; Fungi; Kickxellomycota; Kickxellomycetes; Kickxellales; Kickxellaceae. The transcript has a single exon. The coding region runs from base 1 to 444 and encodes 147 amino acids. The record is from RefSeq and is a predicted model, not a curated record.